Messenger RNA from Lactuca sativa (garden lettuce), 1554 nucleotides. Lineage: Eukaryota; Viridiplantae; Streptophyta; Magnoliopsida; Asterales; Asteraceae. The record is from RefSeq and is a predicted model, not a curated record.
AUGGUUCGCUCCAUCAAAGAGGCUGACAAGCCAGCGAAAAGGGGCAAGAAAACUGAAACCCAGAAGGAGGCACAUGUUUCCAAACCAGCCAAGGGGCAAACCCCUAAGAAGCUAAAGUCUAACAAGGCUACUCCAUCCCAAUCUCAACCGAAGAAGAAGAAGAAGCCUACUAGGAAGCUCGUACUCCAAUCUUCCAGUGAUUCAGACUCAGAGUAUGUUCCUCCCAACCAUAAGUCUGCUCCUCCUUCAGAAUCAGAGAGCGAAAGCUCUGAUGAUGAGGCUUCGGCUCGAGGUGAAACUCCGCCUCGAUCCCCUACCCCAGAAAUUCCAGUUCACUCCAAGCCUCCUUCUCCUCCACCUGUUACCAUCCUAGUAUCCAUCCCUCCAGUAUUUCUUAUCCCAACCACUCAACCAUCCACCACUAUUCCCAUCCAUACUCCUAUAUUCACAAACACUACUACCACCACUACUACCACAUGGGCUCACUCUACAGCUACCAAUCCACCAGUUACAACCGAACCACCAAAAACAACCAAACCUCCAACAACUUCCAAACCCUUAUCUCCUACUCCAUCUACAGAAACCACCCCUGUUCUAGGCGGUGAGGAAUUGGAAUUUGAUUCCACUUACUUUAGUCCUUACCGUGUUCAGAGUGAUGAUGAUGAUGACGAGCCUGUUACCAAGCAUCAUCUCAAAGCAGUAAACGAAAAGCUAGAUCAACUGCUCUCCUCCUCUUCCUCUGGUGCAUACUCUGAAGCUACUUUAAAGGCCUUAUUCUCAUCUGUUGUUCAAGAACAUAGUGCCUCACUCUCCGCUGCAGCUAAGGCUAUUGACGCCUCCUCUUCACAAUCUCAACAAGCCUCUCUUGCUGUUGAGGCUUCCAACAAGGAGUGCAAGGAAGCGACCGCAAAAGCGGCUACUAAGAAGAAUGCUCAAACCGUCAAUGCUCCGGUGGAUAACCUUCAACGGUCCCUUCAAUCUGAAAGGUCCAAUCUUGAAGCUGCACGCCAAUCGAUUGAAGCUGCUAACGAAUCUCUACAUGCUAAUGUUAAUGAUCACCUGACUCAACUUGAGGCAGAAUUAGCUGUAGAGAAUCGCAUCAUGCAUGAGGUUGACAGCAGAACCUCUCAGCUGAAGAUGCAAAAUUACAAGUCGCGUACUGCCACUGCUGAGCUUAAUGACCUGAAUUCCGAAAGGGAGGUUAUUCGAAGUUAUGUUGCUGACGUUCGCUCCAUCUUCCUUCAUCUCCUUGAAGUGCAUGAUCCAAUCAUCACCAUUACUAUCAUACGACACUUGGAUGACAAGCUCAGGCCAGCAUUGGACAUCCUUAGUCGUAUUGAGGGUGUUCCGGAGAAGAAGAAGAAGAAGAUUGGGGAAGAUGACACAGACAAUGAAGAUGAUGUCUAUGCUGAGAAUCCUAAAAAGCCUUUUAAGAAGGCAAAGUCCUCUGAGAAAGAGCUUGAAGAAAAGUACAAGAAACAACAGGCUGAGUUUGAGCAAAAGCGAAAGGAGGCGGAGCUCCUAGAAAAGAAGAAGUCCAUUUUUCCCGACUAG